AUGAGCAGUGGCGAGAAGAGCAAGGCGCUCGAGUUCAUCGAGGUGGACGAGCCGACGGUGUCAUCGCCCCGGUCCCGCGCAACCACCGCGUCGUCGUCGGCGCCAGCGUCUCCCCAGGCCUCUGCCACGCUGCUUGGCAGCGUCACGGCAAGCGUGCGUCAGGCCAAGCACCCUGUCGCCGCCGUGUUCCACGUGCUCUUUAAGGCGCUUGCGCUGCUCGCCUAUCUCUUUGGUGGCAUCUUCUCCAACAGCUUUGUCUUUGUCUUCGUCAUCUGCAUCCUGCUGCUGGCGUUUGACUUUUGGACUGUCAAGAACGUCUCGGGUCGCCUCCUUGUGGGUCUUCGCUGGUGGAACCGCGUCAACGAAGACGGUACGAGUGAGUGGAUCUUCGAGUCGCACGAGGACAUGACGGAACUGGACCCGCUCGACGCCAAGGUCUUUUGGACUGGCCUCUACGGCGCACCCGGCGUCUGGGUGCUUUUCCUACUCAUCGCAGUGCUCAAGUUCAACCUCGAGUGGGCGCUUAUUGCAAUCGUGGCACUCAUGCUCUCGGCGGCCAACAUUGUCGGCUACACCAAAUGCAGCAAGGAUGCCAAGAACAAGAUGAAAUCGAUGAUGGCCUCAGGUGCACUGGAAGCGUUGCAGUCAUCUACCGGCUCAACGAUCCUCUCGACACUUGGUGGCAUGGCCUUUGGGAAUGCACCGGCGCGGCCCAACGCCCGCCCGCCCAGCGAAAUCGUCUGA
Saprolegnia diclina VS20 is the source of this 744-nucleotide messenger RNA. RefSeq lists its product as hypothetical. The transcript has 4 exons. Bases 1 to 744 code for a protein of 247 amino acids. Gene Ontology annotation, cellular component: Golgi membrane. Gene Ontology annotation, biological process: vesicle-mediated transport; protein secretion. NCBI's taxonomy places the organism in Eukaryota, Oomycota, Saprolegniomycetes, Saprolegniales, Saprolegniaceae. The record is from RefSeq and is a predicted model, not a curated record.